Gryllus bimaculatus (two-spotted cricket) is the source of this 2423-nucleotide messenger RNA. The record is from the annotation of a GenBank genome assembly. NCBI's taxonomy places the organism in Eukaryota, Metazoa, Arthropoda, Insecta, Orthoptera, Gryllidae.
AUGCGUGCGCUGGCCGCCUGGCUUGCUGGUGGCGGCGUGCGCGCUGGCGUCGCUGGUGCUGCUGCUCGCCGCGCCCUCGCCUCGGUGCUCGCACCCACCUCCGCCCACGACUCCGCCGCCGCCGCGCCGCCGCGCAUCCUUCCGCCGCCGCCGCCGCCGUCGCCGGGGAAGACUCCAGCGCAGACACUUGAUGUCACUUACAAACGGUAUGACAAAGUAUAUACUUGGGCGGGCGAGGCGACGCUGCGCGGGUACGGGCCGCCGCCAGCGCCGGGGGCGCCCGCCGACCGCGCCGACCAGCCCUACACCAUCGACUUCCGCUACCACGACUACGACCAGCUCACCAAGUUCCUGCGCACCACGUCCACGCGCUUUCCGCACCUCACCGCGCUCUACUCCAUCGGCAAGUCCGUGCAAGGGCGCGACCUGUGGGUGCUGGUGGUGAGCUCGUCGCCGUACGAGCACAUGAUCGGCAAGCCCGACGUGAAGUACGUGGCCAACAUGCACGGCAACGAGGCGGUGGGGCGCGAGCUCAUGCUGCACCUCAUCCACUACCUGGUGACGAGCUACAACACGGACACGUACGUGCGCUGGCUGCUGGACAACACGCGCAUCCACGUGCUGCCUUCGAUGAACCCCGACGGCUACGAGGUGGCGCGCGAGGGCCAGUGCGACGGCGGACAGGGCCGGUACAACGCGCGCGGCUUCGACCUCAACCGCAACUUCCCCGACUACUUCAAGCAGAACAACAAGCGCGGCCAGCCCGAGACGGACGCCGUCAAGGAGUGGAUCUCCAAGAUCCAGUUCGUGCUGUCGGGCGGGCUGCACGGCGGCGCGCUCGUCGCCAGCUACCCCUUCGACAACACGCCCAACUCCACUGUGUUUGCGCACGCUGCCAGGACUGUGCCGGUCGUCGCCGCUGUGCUCAGCGAUGAUGAGCGUGGGCGCGCGGCCUCAGUGUUCCAGAGCUACUCCUCGGCGCCGUCGCUGACGCCCGACGACGACGUGUUCCGCCACCUGGCGCUCACCUACGCCAGCAACCACCCGGUGAUGGCGCGCGGCGCCGCCUGUCGCUCGGGCGCGCCGGCCUUCGCCCACGGCAUCACCAACGGCGCCGCCUGGUACCCGCUCACCGGCGGUAUGCAAGACUUCAAUUACGUCUGGUACGGCUGUAUGGAGGUGACUCUUGAACUGAGUUGCUGCAAGUUCCCUCCUGCAUCCGACUUGCCCAAGUUCUGGGAAGAGAAUCGCAUGGCGCUGGUGAAGUUCCUGGGCGAGGCGCACCGCGGCGUGAGCGGCUUCGUGACGGACGACGGCGGCAACCCGGUGGCGCGCGCCGCGCUCAAGGUGAAGGGCCGCGACGUGGGCUUCCAGACCACCAAGUACGGCGAGUUCUGGCGCAUCCUGCUGCCAGGCGUCUACAAGCUCGAGGUGUACGCGGACGGCUUCCUGCCCAAGGAGGUGGACUUCAUGGUGGUGGAGCAGCACCCCACUCUCCUCAACGUGACGUUGCACCCCGCGAAGGUAGGCGUGGACGGCGUGGGCGGCGGCGCGGGCCGUGUGCCGCCCGCGGCCGGGGGCGGGGGCCGUGGCCGGGGGGGUGCGGCCGCGCCCGCCGCCGCCCUAGGUUCGCGCCGGAGGCGCGCGGCGGCCGCGGCGCCGGGUCGGAGCGCGGGAGAGGGGCGGGGCCGGCUGCUGGCGGCCGGGCCCCGCCGCCCGGCCGGCGGAGCCGCGGGGAGAGGAGCCCGCGUGGCGGCCGUACGCCUUCCGAGACGGAGCGCCGACGCGGGCGCGGCGUUGGGGCAGGGGCGGGGGCGGCGUCCGAGGCGGUGGCGCCAGCAGCGGCCGCGGACGGAUGAUGCACUAAGGAGUAUCAGAAGGGAUCUGCCCAGUUCUGAUCUCUUGUCUGCGGCACUUGUAACACCAAUACCUUCAGCAGUGGUGGUGGAUGAAUCAAUUGUCUUCCCCACUUUAUAGCACAGAAUGUGGUUUUUGGUGUAAGUAAGCAUGCUGUAGAAUAAGCCAGUCAGCCAAUACCAUGGGAAUAUUCUGCCUUCUCUAUUCCUCAUUUUGAGAGGUAGUGAGAAAAUUAUUGCUCUCCCUCUACCCUGCUUUUUCAUAUAGAUUUUUAACUAUAGACCUCAUGGUUAACAGAAGAGCAUAAUCUACUAAUUGUAUAACAAUGAUUUUGUUAUGAGAACAUACUAUAUCAAAUCUGAUAAAGGUAUCAAAAUGGUUUGGCUGAUUGGACGGGGUUAAUAUCUUUCUAUGUAUAUAUGUAAGUACUGGCUUCCAAAUAUAACUGCUUCUGUAUCUUUUGGUUUUGUAGAGUACAAGCUUUAAUUGCUCUUUAUUGAAUAUACUUUGCUCACUAGAAUAUUUAAUCUGCAACUUCAUUCUUAGAAAUUAAAAGUAAACUAGAA